UGGUGGGCAUGGGAAAAACAUAAACAAACAAGACAGUGCAUGCAUUCCCAUCAUAACAUGCACCUGAACACGUUUGUAGCGUUCAAUCAAGUUUCUUUCAUUGGGAUGAAUGUUUGAAGUAUUUGAUUGAAUAUAGCUUUGUAGCAAUUAGAAUGCAAUCAAACUGAAAUACAAAUAUCCUGAUUAUUUUCAUUUAACCACAGGCACUUCAAGUUAAAACCAGGAAGUGACUUGAUUUAAAAUAAGUGCCACAUGGUCUGUCAACUGGUAAAGACAUUCAAAAGAUCAUAAAUACAAAAGCUUGCUAUCGUACAAGAGGAUAUACUUGCAUUCUUACAUGAUAAUGAUCCAGAGUUGCUGAAAACGAGAGGGAUCAAGCUUGGGACGUGUGUACUUCGUUGAGAAGUUUCUGUUAGGAAGUCUUCUGAAAAAGUAGGAAUAAUUUAUAGUUCAUAAUGAUUGGAAGACCAGGGGCAUGGGAAAACGUGAAAAACAGACAGACGACAGGAUUGGUGAAACGAGACAGUUACCAGAUACUUGAUAUUGAAAUAAAUGAAAGUAUUGAAAAAACACUUGCAUCAGGACUUUGUGAUUUGAAUGAGAAAGACAUUCCUCUACAUGACUAUAAAGACAUUCCAGAGUUUUUGCAGGGGAAUCCAUAUGUCACUGAUGGGUACCGGGUCUCACUUCCAUUCAACUUGUGUUUGAAAAGCAUGUUCAUAUGGACAAAUGAAACAAUGAACAUCUGGUCACACUUGGGAGGUUUCUUUCUGUUCAUUUUCUUCAUGCUAUAUGACAACAUCAUUGAACUCCCAAACCAUCAAGGAACUGUUGCAGACCAUUUGAUUGUCACUGCUGGUCUUUUGUGCUAUCAGUUUUGUAUGCUGUGUUCGGCUGGAUUCCACAUGUUUGGCUGUCAUUCAGAGCGGGCCAGUAAAAGAUGGCUAGCCGUCGAUCUGGCUGGCAUUCUUAUCGGUGUUAUAGGCUGCUACCUACCUGCAGUACAUUAUGCAUUUUAUUGUCUUUCAAUAUGGAGAGAUGUUUAUUUAUUCACAAUAGCGGCAUUAUCUGCGUUGAUAGUAUUCGUACAGUUUCAUCCCCAGUAUUUCUCGGUUCACUGGUUCUACCAAAGAAUCAGCGUCUACGUAGGCCUUGUGGCCUAUGGCGUAAUCCCAGCCACACACUGGUAUUUCCUAAAUGGGGGCUGGGGUUCCGAAGUAGUACAGAUGUUCAUUCCAAAAGUGGUUGUGAUGUAUAUGCUGGGAAUGCUGGCAUUCACAUUCUACAUAACAAAGUUUCCAGAAAGGGUCUUCCCAGGAACAUUUAAUUUCCUUGGCCACAGUCACCAAUGGUGGCACCUGAUCAUCGUUAUGGCCUUUGCCUUCUGGCACUCGGCUGGACGAGAGUUGCUUUACUAUCAGACGAGACACGAGUGCCAUGUAUAACCUUCGGCUUCCUCUCCCGAUCUCUUCUGGCACUCAGCUGGAUGAGAGUUGCUUUACAAUCAAACGAGACACAAUUGUAAUGUAUAACCUCCGUCUCCCAUUCCCAAUCUCUUCUGGCUCUUGUCUGGACAAGAGCUGCUUUUCUAUCAAACGAGAAAUGAGUGCCAUGUAUAACCUAUGGCAUUUGUUGAGACAAGAGUUGCUUUACUAUUAGACGAGACACAGGUGCCAUAUAUAUAACCUCUGGCUUCCAUUCCCAACCAAUUUUGGCACUCAGCCGGACGGCAGUUGCUUUAUCAGAGGAGACACCUCUGGCUUCGACUCCUGACCUCAUCCGGCACUCGGCUGGACAGCAGCUGCUUUACAGACGAAGCAAGAGUGCCAUGUAUAACCUCUAGCUUCCACCCCAUCCAAACCUCUACCUGACACUGGUGAAGUGCUCUCUGGGCUUGCUCAAAUUAUUGGUUUUAUAUAGAAGGAGCUGUUGAAAAUUUGGAUAUUAAGUACCCGGUACUAUUGAAAAAAUUUGGGUUUGCUCUGGGGAAAGUCUAAUUUAAAUGAUUGUCUACCAGUUAUGUUCUUGUUACAUUUCAAUUGAUUCUGCCUGUUGUUAAAAAAAAUGCAAUAAUUUGUAUGUUAAAGAACAUCAGCUUGAAUGUGCAAAAACAGUCUAUUAAAAUUGCACAUGUGCAAUCUUUGUGAUGUAUAUGUUUUUUCCGAUGUUGAUAUAUACUUGUGCGAUUUGUGCUAGUUAGAUGUUUUGAAUAGCAUGAUAGAAAGUGUUAAAGGGACUACUUCACAUUUAAAAGGGUCACAGAUAUACAGAAAAAUUUAUUUCCUGUGAAAUGAAAACAAAAUGGUUGUUACAAUAAUAAAACAUCAUCAAAAGUUCAAAUUAGAGCUUUUCUUUUAAUAAUUAUUAAAAGAUAUGCCAUAAAUUCUCUAUUUUGCUAAAAAAGCUUUAAACAGGAUUGGAAAUUGAAUUACUUUAGGCUUGAAAAUACAAAAUUCUGUUAAAUUGGGUCACAAUCUACCAGUUACUGUUUGUUUAUAAACGUCAGUGAUAUCAUAUUCAAUUACAACAAGGUUUAAGAAAACAUUGUUUGCAAAAUAAAACCUGUGAGCUAUUCCCUUUAAUAAGUGUCAGAUAAUUACAAAUGACAAAGCAAACAGUAUUAUAAGUCAAUUCUACACUGCUGCGUUAUAUAACACAUAUUGUACAGUUACAUGACAAAUUUGUUCAAGUGCUCCGUAGCACUUAUAUGUUAUUUUAUCUUUCUAAUAAAUAUUGAUUGUUGAAAUUAAAUAGAAAAAUAAGUAUUUUUGAAUGGCAAUAAUAAUUUGGUCUUUUAAUGGUAGUUAAAAAUGGCUUUUUUUAAUUUUCACCUAAUAUGAUGCAAUAUUUUUAUAAUAAAUGUGAAUAUAUUGUCAAGAUACCCCGGUAUGUUGAAAAAUCAAUAUCAUAUGCAUUUGUUGUUUACGAAACAAAUGUUAAAGGUUCAUUGGUUUUAAUUAUAAGCAGCGCAUUGAAAUAUGGAAAUAAUCAAAAGCGAAAUAAAAUAAAAUAAAAAUGCAUCUGUCUUGACUGCUACGGUGACUCCACAGAUAUGCAUUUACAUAAAAAAGUUUUGUAUCAUAAUGUACUUUUAAUAAGAAUCAGAUUUUUAUAAAUGGCAUAUAUUUAUUUGUUUUUUAGCAGUGGGUUUAGCAAAAGGACUAUCAUUGAUGAAACAUAGUCAUGAAUAUUUACAACUGUGUGAUUGUGUUUUACAUUUGUAUUUUUAUGCAUAUUGCUCAAAAUUAAUGAAUCUGAAGUACUAGUAUAUAAUUGAAAACUGAAUAUUAAGAACAUUGAUAAUGGGGCAAUUGUUAAGAACUUUGUUAGAGUUAACGAGAGGAUUAAUCACAUCGUUGUUAACUUAUAAAUGUGGAAUAGUUGAUGGUUUACACAUAUAUUAAAAUAAAACAAGUGCAGCUGAAACAGUUGUCACAAAUCUUGUUAGAAAAACAGUAUAUCCAUUAAACUUCCAGAGCAAAAAUGAUUUGAUAGUUAACAAUAUUAUUAACUUUUGAUAUGCAUUUUAUAAUAGAAAAUUAAUAAAAAAAAUUGUAGUUUUAACUUCCAGACUUUAAUUAAAUCAAAGUUAUGACUUACCUUCCAGUUUCUUUGAUAUUUUGUUUCAAUUAUAUAUAUCUGAAGUCAUACUCAAUCGUAGAUUAUUACACUUUUAUACAUUAACGUCUUCAAUAUAUCAUAUAUUUUUAUCUUUGUUUGUGACAUGUUUAAUUUUAAUGGCAUUUAAUCAUUUUUCUUACACCAAUCAAAACCUUAAACCUCCUUUUAUUUAUUUGUUAUAUUUUGUAAAUGGCACUGCAAAAGUGAAGUAUCAAUGUGUGUAUACCAUGUGAUAAAUUACGUCAUAAAUGCUACGUCGGAAGGCAACAUUCUUCUUCAAACAAAGAUAACUUUAGUAUUUCUUCACCAUUUUAAAUCAAACAGCACAGUCUACACCACUUAAGAGCCCCGCCAUCGGUCUUUAAGCAGAGAUUGAUUGAGAGUUUAGUUUCUAAAAAAAAACUUGAACAAACAUCUGACGGAGUGCUGUCAAAACAUUAUUUUGGAAACUGGUUUCUUGAUUAGUGUUUGAGGAAACUAAUCGCCAAAUCAAACUCUUGUAAAAAUGAAAACGGGCUCUUAAAGCGGCAUAGACUACCGAACCUUUUAGUUCAUCUAAAAAUGAUGAAGAAAAAUAAGUUAUCUUUGUUUUAAGUCUUCAUUCAACGCAAGAUGUUGCCUUACAUCGUAGCAUUUAUGACGUAAUUUAUCACAUGGUAUACACACACUGUUAAUUGUAUGGUGAAGUAAUGUAUAUGAAUGUGUUGGGUUUAAAACAGGGUUGUUAACCAUUUGUUCUAUGAUAUUAAUAUGAAAUCCUCAUACUGAUGUUGUAUAAUUAGAGAAUAUUACAUUAGUUGGCAUACAAUACAAAAUUUAUUAUAUAGAUACAAUUAUUAAAUGUGGCGGCAGCAGCAGCUAGAUCAUUUUAUAAAAUAUUUAACCUGUCCUAUUGAAAAUUGGUACACAUGUUGCCAAGAGACACUACUCUCAUGUUUGGCAAGGCGCAUUAGAAAAACAACAGCAAUAGACAAGUGAUAGCAAUUUGGCUUCGCAGGGCUCUUGUCUGUGAUUAAAAUCCAGUUAUUUGACACAGUCAUGUUAAUUAGCACUGUUUUUAUCCCUAUCUAUUUAAUGGUUACUGUCUUGUUCCAGUUUAUUGUCUGUGAUGUUGCGAUGUUGUUUUGUUCUCAUGCAGUUGGUUUGUUAACUGUUGAUAUUUUUAGUCAUUUAAUAAAAUUAUCAAAAUUGA
Mya arenaria is the source of this 4813-nucleotide messenger RNA. RefSeq names its product progestin and adipoQ receptor family member 3-like. The coding region runs from base 456 to 1445 and encodes 329 amino acids. The transcript has 6 exons. NCBI's taxonomy places the organism in Eukaryota, Metazoa, Mollusca, Bivalvia, Myida, Myidae. Gene Ontology annotation, cellular component: membrane. The record is from RefSeq and is a predicted model, not a curated record. Gene Ontology annotation, molecular function: signaling receptor activity.